UUUUUUCUUCCCCUCAAACUCUCUUUUUCAAUCUACCAUCAAAAAGACACCAAGUUUCUCUCUCUACUCUUACCCUAGUAGGAGUAUUGUCCUUUUGUGUUGUUGUCUGCUUAAAUAAGCUCUCAUAAGCCUAUUUCAAAGCUGAAUGAAAUUUGUCAAAGCACCCAAAAAUGGUAGUUGUAAAAGCUGGAAGCCGACCACCAUGGGUUGGUCUUGGAGCAGCCAUUUGGGUCCAAAUCGCUGCUGGGAACUCGUACAAUUUCCCUCUGUACUCUCCGGCUCUGAAAUCAGUUAUGGGUUAUAGUCAGCAACAGCUCACUAUUCUUGGAGUGGCCAAUGAUAUUGGAGAGAAUGUGGGUAUUCUUCCUGGCAUCGCCUGCAACAAAUUCCCACCUUGGGCUGUGCUUUUGGUUGGUGUUUGUUCCUGUUUCUUGGGCUAUGGUGUCCUCUGGCUUGCUGUUAGCCAGACUGUUCAGUCCCUCCCUUACUGGGUGUUGUGGCUUGCACUCUGUCUUGCUACUCAUAGCAGUGCAUGGUUUGGCACAGCGGUGCUUGUGACUAAUAUGAGGAACUUCCCUCUUAGUAGGGGCACAGUUGCUGGCAUUCUCAAAGGCUAUAUUGGGCUUAGUGCUGCAGUAUAUACCGAGGUGUACACUAUGGUGCUGAAUGAGUCUGCUUCAAAACUAUUGCUAUUGCUCACAAUUGGGCUUCCAGUUAUAUGUUUGGCAAUGAUAUAUCUUAUUCGGCCUUGUACUCCAGCUUCUGGCGAAGACUCUUCCGUCCAUGUCCAUUUUCUGUUUACCCAGGCUGCAAGUAUCUUUCUUGCCAUCUAUCUUCUCACAACCACAAUAUUGAAAGACAUAUUAUCUCUAAGUAAUGCCAUUUCCUACACAUUGAUCGCCAUAAUGGUUAUUCUUCUAAUGUCUCCUCUUGCAAUCCCCGUCAAAAUGACAUUAUUUCCUGCAACUACCAAGAAAUUUGGCCCACCAGUUAGUUCUUCAGAUGAUUUGGUUGCAGAAGGUGGUGAUUCAAAUCAAACAGAUCCUUUAUUGACUCCAUCUUCAUCGCCGGCAUAUCUUGGAAGUUUUCAUGAAAGUGAAGAUUCUUCAGAUAUAGAGAUACUUCUGGCUAUGGGAGAGGGGGCGGUGAAGAAGAAAAGGAAACCCAGAAGGGGGGAGGAUUUCAAGUUCGGCCAAGCUUUGAUUAAGGCCGAUUUCUGGCUUCUGUGGCUAGUAUACUUCCUUGGGGUUGGUUCUGGAGUAACCGUUCUCAAUAAUUUGGCACAAAUUGGAGUUGCUCUAGGUAAUGAUGAUGCAACAAUAUUAUUGUCUCUAUUCAGCUUUUGCAACUUUCUGGGCCGUCUUGGAUCCGGGGCUGUUUCUGAACACUUUGUGAGGUCAAGAACAAUUCCUCGAACAAUUUGGAUGACAGUCACACAGAUGAUCAUGAUCGUAGUAUUUCUUCUUUAUGCGUCAGCUCUCAGUGGUACCCUUUAUGCUGCAACAGCAUUGCUUGGGAUUUGUUACGGUGUUCAGUUUGGUAUAAUGAUUCCAACUGCCUCGGAGCUUUUUGGCUUGAAACAUUUUGGUAUAAUAUUCAACUUUAUGCAGCUAGGCAAUCCUAUUGGUGCACUUCUCUUCUCGGGUGGUCUUGCUGGUUAUAUUUAUGACUUAGAGGCUGAGAAGCAAGGAGGGUCCUCGUGCUUGGGUGCCAAUUGCUUUAGAGUCACAUUCCUGUUUCUGGCCGGUGUCUGUGGUCUGGGCACUAUAUUGAGCAUUAUUCUCACAGUCAGAAUAAGACCAGUCUACCAGAUGCUGUAUGGUGGGGGUUCUUUCCGACUGCCUCCAAGUUCGAACCACUGAUUCUCGGAAACUAUGCACUUCUUAGAAAUUGGGGUAUAUGCGCUUUAUAAAGGAAUGUAAUAAAUUUUUUGAGCUCUAGGUGAAUUGCAUGUUUUGCACUCGUCACUUUUUGUGCUCUGAAAGUAGCUGAGCUUCAGUUCUCUCUCAACUAACGGCUUGUCUCACGGCUGACGGUUCAUCUGGGAAAGAUUUUGAAGCUUCUAUGUAUGUUGUACCUACAUGGAAAAGAUUGCACUUUGGUCAUCAAAUUCUGUUAGUUAUAUUAUUUUUAUGAGGCUUGAUCUCUCUUUUAUUAUGGAGAGGAUCACAUCUUGUGAAUUUUGUGUGAAUUGAGAAGAGACUUUCUUCCUAAAUAAAUGAGCUAUGACAUUAUGGUA
Molecule: messenger RNA, 2239 nt
Organism: Cornus florida
Lineage: Eukaryota; Viridiplantae; Streptophyta; Magnoliopsida; Cornales; Cornaceae
Product: protein NUCLEAR FUSION DEFECTIVE 4
Exons: 3
Coding region: 171-1862 (563 amino acids)
Cellular component (GO): membrane
Source: RefSeq, a predicted model, not a curated record